This is a messenger RNA of Rotaria sp. Silwood1, 936 nucleotides long. Lineage: Eukaryota; Metazoa; Rotifera; Eurotatoria; Philodinida; Philodinidae. The record is from the annotation of a GenBank genome assembly.
AUGACUUGUUGUUUAUCAUUUUUGACAGCAAUUUUAACUGUGUCCUUACGUAAUAAUAUGGAUCCUUUAUCUGCAGCAUUAGGUCUAAUGUACGCUAUAAAUUUAACAGAUAUCUUUCAAUGGGGAGUACGUCAAUCAACUGAAACAGAAAAUUAUAUGAUUAGUGCUGAGAGAAUUAAUGAAUAUUUUCACAUCCCUUCAGAACCCGGUCUCCACAAAGAAGAAUUAGAACUACCAACUAAUUGGCCAGUUGAAGGAAGAAUUGAAUUUGAAAAAUUUAAACUAAGUUAUCGUUCAGAAUUUGAACCUAUGUUAAAAGGAAUAAAUUUAAAAAUUGAAGCACGACAUAAAAUUGGUAUUAUUGGACGUACAGGUGCUGGAAAAUCAUCAAUUUUUCAAGCAUUAUUUCGAUUAACAGAUAAAUCAAUAACAGAUGGUAAAAUAUUAGUUGAUGGAGUUGAUAUUAAUAAAAUUAGUUUGAAUGCUUUGCGAUCAAAUACAAAUAUUAUCCCACAAUUUCCUGUAUUGUUUAGUAAUACACUUCGUUAUAAUUUAGAUUCAUUCAACCAUUAUACGGAUGAACAAUUAUGGGAUGCAUUAGAAGCUGUUCAAUUGAAAACAAAAAUCAACAAAUUAAAAGAAAAUUUAAAUACAAAAGUAGCAGAAUAUGGGAGUAAUUUUAGUGUUGCAACAGCACAUGUUGAUACAAAAACUGAGGAGUUAAUUCAAAAAAUUUUACGAGAAAAAUUUACAAAUCAAACAAUAUUAACAAUUGCACAUCGUCUCAAUACAAUAAUGGAUAGUGAUAAGAUUGUUAUUAUGAAAGAUGAUAUUAUUGUUGAAUGUGGAACACCAGGAGAAUUACUUACUAAGCAAAGUCAACUAAUCGCUGAUAUGAACAAAGAUGAUGACGAUGAAUUAGUUACAUAUCUGUAA